Molecule: messenger RNA, 819 nt
Organism: Bactrocera dorsalis (oriental fruit fly)
Lineage: Eukaryota; Metazoa; Arthropoda; Insecta; Diptera; Tephritidae
Exons: 1
Coding region: 1-819 (272 amino acids)
Source: RefSeq, a predicted model, not a curated record
AUGAAAACAAAAACAAAACCAUAUGGUUUAAGUGACGCUGUAGUUGGUGAAUCAAAAGCUAUAAUUCAGGUUGAAAUUAAACCAAGAAUUUUAAGUAAGUACAAAGAAAAGGUAAAUGCCGUAAUUUUACCAGUUCUAACCAGCGCACAAUCGAAUAUCUCAUUUAAUUACAACUUUAAAAUAUGGGAAAAUUAUACUCUUGCUGAUUCGUCAUUCAACAAAUCAGAUAGAAUUGAUAUGGUAAUUGGAGGAGAUAUAUUCAGCAGUAUAAUUGAAAGCGGAAUUAAAAAAGAUCACGGUGUUCUUGACCAAGCGACGAAAUUCGGCUGGAUAUUAUCUGGCAUAAUUAAAGAAAAAGUUACUGGCAAAAUAACGACAGCGGUAACUAAUUUGGAAGGAUUUUGGGAAAUCGAAGACAUAUCAACUGAUGAUGAUAUACAAGAAGAUGACACCACCUUAAAGCAGUACGAAGAAACUACCAAAAGAGAUGCAGAUGGCAGAUUUAUUGUGGAAAUUCCAUUCAAAAAACAUAAGGAAUUAAAAGAAUCGCGUAAGAAAGCAGUAGCGCGUAUAAUAUCUAUGGAAAAAAAAUUCAGUAAACUCAAAGAAGAAUACAUCAAAUUCAUCAAAGAAUAUAUAGACCUUGGUCACAUGAGAAAAGUUGAUGACAAACAAAAAGGUAAAUAUUAUUUUCCUCAUCAAGCUGUUAUUCCAGAAAAUAAUAUAACAACAAAACUUCGAGUGGUAUUUGAUGCCUCAGCAAAAACAUCCAAUGGUAGAAGUCUUAAUGAUAUCAUGUGUACUGGACCCAAAUUAUAA